Seriola aureovittata is the source of this 3217-nucleotide messenger RNA. It is a transcript of the gene lima1a, whose product is annotated as LIM domain and actin binding 1a. The transcript is spliced from 11 exons. The record is from RefSeq and is a predicted model, not a curated record. Gene Ontology annotation, cellular component: plasma membrane; actin cytoskeleton. Bases 245 to 2440 code for a protein of 731 amino acids. Gene Ontology annotation, biological process: actin filament bundle assembly. Gene Ontology annotation, molecular function: actin filament binding. Lineage: Eukaryota; Metazoa; Chordata; Actinopteri; Carangiformes; Carangidae.
GCCAGGUGGAGGUGAAUGCUGCUUCACUAUUGGCUGACAGGAGUUAAAUGUGAGUGGUGGGACUCCUCCUACUUCCCCGUCCCCUCAAAGGCACUGGUUGAAGCAGCCGAGGAGUAAAAAAGAGAAGGAAAUAUGCAAGCAGUGCAGUUGUGAAGCAGACAGACGUCAGGGAGUAAAACAGCUGAGAGAGUCACAGAGUUGUGUUCCUGGAAAACUGACAGACAGACUGAUCGCUCAGACAAACAUGGCCUCCGUCGCUCCCUUCAGCCGCAGGCAGUGGGCGUCCCAGUCACUGAGGGUCACCGCCAAGGAGCUGUCCAUUGUCUCUGCCCGCGGUAAAAACAACGCCAUCGCAGAGCGCUUCUCCAAGUAUCAGAUGGCAGCAGAGGAGGGCAACACAGAGAAGAAGGCGGUUGCGGAGCCUCUGCCCCCGACGCUGCGCACUGGGAAUCUAAGUGUUUUAAAGAAACGCUGGGAACAACAAGAACAACAUCAGCAGCCGUUGUCCAGCCACAGAGCCCAAACUCAAGCCACACCCUUCAGCAACGCCGACCCUCGCACCCACGUCAGUCAAUCAACGGGCCCCAAACCUACACCCAGGCCGCAUAUCGACAACCGGUCUGACACCCUGAAAGACACCACGCUCUGGGAGGAUCAGGAUACUGACCUGGCGACAAAGGUUCACUCUGAGAUCAGUGAAUCCACCUCCAACCAGCUCCAGUCGGCUCGACCCGAGGAUCUGACAGACAUGGAGGCGAAGCCCAGCAGAGAUUCAGAGGCGCAGGAGGGAGCAGCAGCGGCCGAAGUGCUUGACUGCGAGAAGCCGAGUGUUCCCCUCAACAGCCUCAAGAUGAUGUUUGAGAGAGGAGAGAACCUGACCGACAAGGUGUCCAGAGAGCAGACGAGUAGAGGCAACAGCAGUAACACUGCCAACAUGGACCAGCUACUAGGAGAUGGAAGUCUUGCAGAGUCCACUCCUCUCCGGGACAGGAUGGCCCUCUACCAAGCUGCCAUCUCCAAACAGGACAUCCCUCCCACCUCAGUCAGUAGUGAUCAACUGGACAGUUUCUGUGGAAAGCAGAAGGAGAACGUCCCUCCGUGCACUCUGGACUUGAGUCCAGAGUCUGAGCCAAACAGCAGGAAAGCUUUUACUGCUGAGAGCGCUGGCUCUGGUCCUGGCACCCCAGCAUCCUCCAAUCAGAAAGACUCGUCUCAGUCCAAGACUCCCAGAAACUUCCGGCUGCCGGUGAGAGAAACCUGUGUGUCGUGUCUGAAGACGGUUUAUCCUCUGGAGAGGCUGGUGGCCAACCAGCACGUUUACCACAGCUCCUGCUUCCGCUGCUCGCACUGCAACACCAAACUCAGUUUGGCGAACUACGCCUCCCUACACAACAACGUCUACUGCAAGCCGCACUUCUGCCAACUCUUCAAGGCCAAGGGCAACUACGACGAGGGUUUCGGCCACCGGCCCCACAAAGAGCUGUGGGAGGGCAAAGGUGAGGGAGGUGAGACGUCGCCACAGUCAAACGCUCAGACCAAGCCAAAGACCCCAAGUCCAGCUCCGGCCUCCGACCUGGAAAGCCCCAGCGUGGAGGACUCCCCGCUGGCUAAAGUCAACGUGCUGAUGGCCACUAUGGAGGCUCUGGGACAGGGAUCAUCAGAGAAGGCUGACAGACCCACCGAGACCCGCCGGCUGAAAAUCUCCUGGCCGCCGCGCACGGAGACGGAGGACAGCCACAGUGGAGCCACAACAACCACUGAGGGGGGCUCUGCUGGUAAGCCCAUCAAAGCCAAGUGGCCACCAGAGGAUGAAUCCCCCUCCUCACCCCCUGAACAGGCAAGAGAGACGCCCGGCCUGCGCCGCAGCUCCUCCCUGAAGGAGCGCAGCUUGCCCUUCACACUGGCAGGACAGACCGGAAACAAUCCUGCUCCUGAGGCCAGAAAACAGAGUCCACCUCCUCCUGUGGACGACCGGCAGCUCAGCCCUGAACCCUCGAGCAUGGAGCUGCAGCACGGCGGCCAGUCGUCAGAGAGCCAGACGCCGACCGAAGACAGCUGCGUAGACAUUCACACCAGCUCAGGAGAGGAGGAGCAGGAGGGGGAGAUGAAGAGUGAAGACAUGACAGACCAUCAUCUCACCCAGGAUGAAGACCAUGCUCCGAGGGGACAACCUGAACCUGAGAACCAGGAGGAGGAGGAAGAGGAGGAGAAGAUGGAGGAGGAAGAUGGAGGUGUGUUGGAGGAGAUGCCAACGGAGCCCACAGCCAUCUCAUCUCCUGAGGGAGAGGUGGAGGCCAGCCGCUCGUCUCAGGAUGUGGGAUUCUGGGACAGCGAGGAGGUGGAUGACAAAGGGGAGGAACAGCAGGAGGUCCUCACGGUGGAGGAGAUGAUCAAACGAAACCGAUACUACGAGGACGAAGAGGGGGAAGAGGAUGUAUAAACCUCUUGGCCAACAAGAUGAUCAUGAACGCUUACAGGACUUCUAAACAUUCCCUCUCUCUUUAGACGUAUUCUUCUUCUUCUCUUCUUAAAAGAGAACUGCUGCAGUGUCUAGUGUGAACUCUACUGAGCUCUUUAUUUGUGCCUCUUCUAACUGUUUUUCAAAAACAUUUAAAGCCAUUCCUACUACAUAGUUUUUACAAGACUGUUGGGAGAUCGUGUCGCUCCGACAUAAUUAGUUUUUUUAAAAGUCCAAUAUUUAAAAUCACGGCCCAUGUUAUGAAUAUUUUUAGAACAGAAAUGUCAAAAAGGUUGUGACACAUAGAAUAGAUGUUUUAUUUUUGUGUACACAACUGUUGUAAUUUUCUAAUUUCAUUGGAUGCCUCGUAAUCUGUUAUGAAUACCAACUACAGGGUUUUUUUUUAUCAAACCAAGAUGUGGGAAAUUUACAGCUAAUGUGUCUCGUCUCUUCAUGUAGUUGUUUAUUGGGCAUGCUGAGAGCAAUUAGCACUGUUUUGGGAAAACACAACACUUUAUUCUUUCCAUUUUUAUAAAUAAUUGGUGGGCUUGGUGAGUUUUGGACAGUGUCUGUAGAAAAUAAAGCUGUCACUUUACUUUCAGUUGCCAUGUACACAGGAAAAAAAUACACUUCUUUGCUCUUUUGUUUCCAUUUUGACGACUUACAACUGGAUCUGAAUAAUGUUGUACUGUUGUUUUUAAAACCAGGGGACCAAAUAUCCUAGAUUGCUACUGUUUAAAUAAAUUGUUAUAUACUAAA